AUGUGUACAGUUGGAAGGUCUAGCCGCCAUGUGCACAAGUUCAGUGUGGAAACUGUUCAGUGGUAUCCCCAUGACACAGGCAUGUUCAUAUCCAGCUCCUUUGACAAGACAAUGAAAGUGUGGGACACAGAGACUUUGAAGCCCGCUGAAGUGUUCCAGUUUGAAGGGAAUGUCUACUGCCACCACAUGUCCCCUAUAGCCAGGAAGCACACGCUCAUUGCAGUUGGUACCAAAGACCCUAAAGUACAGCUGUGUGAUAUUAAGUCGGGGUCGCGCAUCCAUGUCCUACAGGGUCACAGAGGGGAGGUUCUCUCAGUCAAAUGGUCUCCGCGAUACGAGCACAUCUUAGCCACGGCCAGCGCUGACAGCAGGGUGAGAGUGUGGGAUGUGCGACGGGCCUCAGGGAGUCUCUUCACUUUGGACCAGCAUAACGGGGACAAGUCCAAAGCUGCCACAGAAGCAGUGAACACGGCCCACAACGGACGCGUGAAUGGCCUGUGUUUCACAGCCGAUGGCCUGUUCCUGCUCACCACAGGGACAGACGACCGCAUGAGAUUGUGGAACAGCGCUACUGGAGAGAACACUCUGGUGAACUAUGGAAAGGUGGCCAACUCCAGCCGCACUUGCCUAAGGCUAAGUGUGUCACGCGGCUGCAGUCCGGAGUUUGUGUUUGUGCCCUGCGGCAGCUCGGUAGCAGUCUACUCCCUGCACACAGGCGAGCUGGUCACUAUGCUCCGGGGUCACUAUAACAACGUAGACUGCUGCGAGUUUCACCCCGACUAUCAGUCAUUAGUGCUUUGCGGGUGA
Messenger RNA from Alosa alosa (allis shad), 807 nucleotides. It is a transcript of the gene ercc8, whose product is annotated as excision repair cross-complementation group 8. The record is from RefSeq and is a predicted model, not a curated record. Gene Ontology annotation, biological process: protein polyubiquitination; transcription-coupled nucleotide-excision repair; proteasome-mediated ubiquitin-dependent protein catabolic process. The transcript is spliced from 9 exons. Lineage: Eukaryota; Metazoa; Chordata; Actinopteri; Clupeiformes; Clupeidae. Gene Ontology annotation, cellular component: Cul4A-RING E3 ubiquitin ligase complex; nucleotide-excision repair complex. Gene Ontology annotation, molecular function: protein binding. Bases 1 to 807 code for a protein of 268 amino acids.